GGAUGUUGACUUGUUCUUUGUUCAUCUCGAGCCUUUCUUCUCUGCGCCUAAAAAGACCAGGAAAGCACCAUGCCACCAUUACUAUCCCAUCAUGUCUCAGCCUCAUAUCCCUCGACCUCGGAACGCGUUCAUUUUUUUCCGUUCUCACUACCUUCGGCUGCACAGCGAAGAAGAAAACCAGAACGUCAUCUCCUGUGCUGCAGGCCAAGCAUGGCACGCUCUGAGCACCGAAGAGCAAGAGCCGUUUCGCGAACUCGCCAGGAAAGAGAGGGAGCGUUACCAGGACGAGUAUCCGUGGUAUAAGUACGCGCCAGGAAAGGGGAGUGGCGGGGGAUCAGGAGGAACGAGGAGGAGGAGCGGGAGUGCUGGAGAGCCUACAAGCAGGGCAAGAAAGUCGACAUCUUCCCACUACCAGUCACCGACGCCAUCAUUAACGUCAUCAGCCUCGUCAACAACUACCCCGCCACCCCGCACACCGUCACCGUCGAGCGCGCCCUCUGUCCCGUUGCUUCCGCCAUCCUCGCCCUUAGCGCCGCGUACCGUCAAUAGAAGUGCGCGUGGCCUCGUCACUCCCUCGUCCGUUGCCAUGGUCAUGCGCGGUUCUCUAUCCAAGCCCAAGCGCAUCGUACCAUCCGUGUACAAGUUCCCUCCGAUCGCACCCCUUCCACCUCCAUCGACUUACGAGACCGCACAUGACGACUGGACUCCUGGAUGACAUGGCGACAUCAAUUGACUGGAACCACC
Messenger RNA from Guyanagaster necrorhizus, 744 nucleotides. RefSeq lists its product as uncharacterized. Lineage: Eukaryota; Fungi; Basidiomycota; Agaricomycetes; Agaricales; Physalacriaceae. The transcript is spliced from 2 exons. The coding region runs from base 92 to 715 and encodes 207 amino acids. Gene Ontology annotation, biological process: regulation of transcription by RNA polymerase II. Gene Ontology annotation, molecular function: RNA polymerase II cis-regulatory region sequence-specific DNA binding; DNA-binding transcription factor activity, RNA polymerase II-specific. The record is from RefSeq and is a predicted model, not a curated record. Gene Ontology annotation, cellular component: nucleus.